Messenger RNA from Trichoderma aggressivum f. europaeum, 1434 nucleotides. RefSeq names its product transcriptional regulator family: Fungal Specific TF. Bases 1 to 1434 code for a protein of 477 amino acids. Lineage: Eukaryota; Fungi; Ascomycota; Sordariomycetes; Hypocreales; Hypocreaceae. The record is from RefSeq and is a predicted model, not a curated record. The transcript has a single exon.
AUGAGUACAGAUGAUCUCUGUCACUACUCGCCGAGCCCUCCAAAUGUCCCUGCUGCCUGUUCUUUGACACUGGGGCUUCAGGAGCGGGAAGCCAUCCAGUACUUCCGGACCACGUUUUCCAGACAUCAGCAUACAAAAAACCCAAACUACAAUGUCAUCUCGGUCAUUUACAAUAUUGCAACCAAGUCCGAACUCGCAAUGCACAUGGCCGUUUCGGUUGCGAGACGGGAAAUGCUUUGUCUCCAAAACGAUGGUCAAACUGAUGUCAAGGACGACGAUAUCUCUAUCCUGCACUAUUCGGCAGCCCUGAGUCAAUUGGCCGAGUUUGUAAAUGGAGCUGACGCCGUCACUGGGCUUGAUACCAUCCUGGCCAGUAUCUGGCUCAUGUUGACCUAUGAGCAGAAAUUCGGCGAUGGCAACGGUGUUGGCCUAUCUAGUCAUCUGAAAGGCCUUGCGACAAUAGUACAGAGUGAGGCCAGGCAAGCCCUCACUCUUCCGGCAGACGCAAACCACCAUAUCCCUUCCUCUGCCAACACCAUGGAACUCGAUUCUUCUCAGAGACGCAUGCACACCCUCUCUCUCUUUUCUGCGCGGAUGCUGAUUUGGAUAUCGCUCCUUGACGCUGGAGCUGCCUCUACUGGACUGGGAGGAGACUUUAACGAGUCGCUCCAUGGCUUACUUGAAGAACAUGCUCAUAUCUGCGACGGAUGUGAUUCUCGAUUACAAACCAGUCUCUUCCGGAGCUACACUGAAGUAGCAAAGUACUCAAAUCCAUUGUUUUGCAGGGUAUGGGGAGAUGAUUAUCCGAUACAGGAACUGAUGGAUGACAUCAGCAACCACGACAUAUUCUUAUUAUAUGGCUCCUGUUUUCAGGUCAGAUAUAUGGCCUCCAGAUUGGAUAGCCUGAGGAAGCAGGUUUCAACCGCCGCCGAGCAAUGUGAAGACGUCAUUGAGCUGGCCUUUCGGGAGAUAGCUGAAACAUACACCGAGACGUUCUUACUGGCGAGCAAAAUAACCGUCGAGACGGAUAACAGUCUCCGCGUUAUUAAGAACCUUCGCUUCAUUGUCCCUCACUACCAUGCGGCGAUAAUUUACUACGUAAGAUGUGCGGAUCCUCGACGAUCAUUUCCGGACAGGCGGAUGUCGUCGUUGAAGAUGAUUAUGAAAUUAGCAUACCAAGCUUUCAAACUCGAGGGGGACGAGGCCAUGCUGCGGAUCGCUUGGCCACUCUUCAUAGCGAUACUCGAAACCGAUGAUCUCCUCCACAGGGAGUGGUUGAUUGCUCGGCUACGAGCGCUCGGGAAAUUCGGCAAGAAUUACUCAAGGGCAGCGGUUUUUGUCGAGUCUUUCGUUGCGGAAGAAGAACGCAAAGGGGAACGCUUAGAUUUCCAGGCUUAUUUGACAUCAGGAGGUUUCGAACAGUUCUCGAUAUGA